Messenger RNA from Coccomyxa subellipsoidea C-169, 4113 nucleotides. RefSeq names its product acetyl-CoA synthetase-like protein. The transcript has 24 exons. The coding region runs from base 1 to 4113 and encodes 1370 amino acids. Gene Ontology annotation, molecular function: catalytic activity; phosphopantetheine binding. Gene Ontology annotation, biological process: lipid biosynthetic process. NCBI's taxonomy places the organism in Eukaryota, Viridiplantae, Chlorophyta, Trebouxiophyceae, Coccomyxaceae. The record is from RefSeq and is a predicted model, not a curated record.
AUGAGUCCAGCGCCAGAGCUUCCAGCCAGCAGCAGCUGCCUGGCCAAUGGGUCAUCAGACACUGGCAAGGGGCCGAGAAAACUACGCAAGGCCUUGAGGCUCUUCCGGAGGGGCGCAGCGAAGGUCUCUGCUCACUCGCCAUGCUCUCAAGAGGCGGCGUCAACGUCCGGCCGCGCGCCGGCGGCGGAGGGCCGCAACUGGAUAGUGGACGCUCUGCGGAGGAAUGUUGAGACGCACCCGCACUGGCCGGUGUACCGCUAUUUGGACGCGCAGGGCAAUGUGGCCGACAUGAUCACCUGCUACGGGGCAUAUCACACGGCCCAGUCUGUCGCGGCGUACCUGCUCGGCCCCUGCGGCCUGCGCCCCGGCGACCGAGUCGUGCUGGUGUACCCACCCGGGCUCGAGUUUGUGAAGGCGAUGUGGGGCUGCCUGUUUGCGCGCAUCGUGGCGGUGCCGGUGUGCCCGCCCGACCCGACGCGGCUGCAGCACACGCUGCCACACUUCUGCCGCAUCGUCGACGACUGCGGCGCUGUCGCCAUCCUCACAGACCGCACCUUCCACAUGGUGAAGCAGGCCACGAAGAUGACGGGGAUGCUCAAGUCGAUGAUGGGCAAGCAGCCGCAGUGGCCCAGCCUCCCCUGGCACGUGACCGAUGCAGCUGCAAUGCUGCCUGCAGACCACGGCAAGUAUGCCCAGGGGGAGCACACCAGGCUGGACGUGCGGCGGACAGAGAGCUUCAUGCCGACAGAGCCGCCGGAGGACCCUGACAACGUGGCAUACCUGCAGUACACAUCAGGAUCGACUGGGGAGCCCAAGGGGGUCAUGAUCACCCACGGCAACCUCUUUCAGCACAACGAGGCUGGCUGGGGGGUGUUCUUCAAGGCCGAGGAGGGCGAGGUGGCUGCGCGCAACGGGGUGAGCGGAACGCACAUGCUGCUGUGGCUGCCGCACUUCCACGACUUCUGCCUCACGGUCGGCGUUCUCGGCUGCGGCAUGAAGGGCUACCCGCUCGUGCUCAUGUCCCCGCUGCACUUCAUCGCCAAGCCCACGCGCUGGCUGGACUUCAUGGCCCGCCACAAGACCAGCCACACCGUCGGGCCGGACUUUGCUUUCGGCCUGCUUUCCAGGAAGUCGACGCCGCAGCAGCGGCGGCAGUGGGAUCUGAGCAAUCUCCAGUUUGUGAUGAGCGGCGCGGAGCCGAUCCGCGCUGAGACCAUGGCGGCAUUCUUCACCGCCUUUGCCCCCUGCGGCCUGAAGCCUUCUGUCUUCUGCUCCGCCUACGGCCUCGCCGAGCACGUCUGCGGCGCGACCACGUGGGGCACAAAUCAGCUCACGGUGGAUCGCCGCAGCCUGGAGGCGGCCGGGCGCGUGCGGCCGGCGCAGGCCGCGGCCGAUGCGCGUGUGCUGUUCUCCUGUGGAGUUCCCAUGUCCGGCGUGGACUUACGCGUCAUCCACCCCGACACUCGCGCCCCUUGCGAUGACGGCUGCGUCGGCGAGGUCUGGCUUUCGUCGCCGUGCGUCACCGCCGGCUACUUCAACAAGCCUGACCUCAACGCGCAGGUCUUCCAGGCGCGGAUGGCGGGAGAAGAGGGGGUGAAUGGCGGCAGAGUGUAUCUGCGGACGGGGGACAUGGGCUUCGUGUGGCGGGGGGAGCUGUAUGUGACAGGGCGGCUGAAGGACAUGAUGAUUGUGCGCGGGCGCAACAUUUACCCCAACGACAUUGAGGACUGCCUUCGCACAACUCACCAUCCCCUGAUCCGGCCGGGUGGUCUGGCGGCGUUCCCUGUGGAUGUGACGGUGACAUCAGGGGGAAUGGCGGUGGAGGAGGAAGCCCUCACCAUCAUCGCCGAAAUCGCCCGCGGUGCCAAACCGACCGCGCAACAAGUCGACGAGCUAGCAGCAUUCAUUCGCGCCACGGUGAUGGCGAACCAUGCGGUGGGCUGCCAUGCUGUGGUGGUUGCGCGGCCGGGGGCCAUCAAGAAGACAACCAGCGGCAAGGUGCAACGCAGGGCCUGCCGAGCAGCCUUCCUUGCUGGGGAAUACAGCCAGGGAAACUCGCUGGUGCUGACUUGCUCCUUCGGCGCGGGGCCGGCGGCCGGGGAGGGUGGCCGUAAGGCGGCGUUGUCAUCGCCCAUGCGCAGCUGCGACAGCGACCACUCCACCGCCUCUGUCGUCUCCAUGUCUGAGUCGGCCUCCGACAGUGCAUCUGACGGCGGACAAGACUCCUUCCUCGCGUCGGCAAAUAGUCCAGCCACUUCGGAUCAGGGCGCCGAGGGUCCAUCCUCUUCAGCUCACCUCCUCGCUGAGCAGUUGCUGGCGCUGCCAGAGGAUCAGCAGCUGGAGACGCUGCAGGCGUACAUGCUGGCGGCCGCGGCUGAGGCGGCAGGGAUCGACGAGCUCGACCCCGACCAGCCCCUGCUGGAGCUCGGCCUAGACUCACUGCGCGCCGCCGAGUUUGCCGUGCAGAUCGAGGAGCACCUGAGCCUGUCAGUGCCGCUGACCGUCGUCUUUGAAUACCCGACCAUCCGCGAGCUGGCCGCGCACAUCCUAUACCUGCUGAAUACACCCGCGAUGCACGCCAUCGGCGAAUCGCCUGAUCUGGACACGGGCGCCAGCCUGGCCUCCCUGGCGGAAGCUGCACAGUCAGCGGCGGCCGGAGGGGACACCGUCCUGCCGAGCCCCCUGCUGUCCGCGGCUGACAAGGCCGCCGGCGUCGCCUGCUCGCCCGCCCAGAUGUACUUUGUCACGCUCCAACAGUUGGCGCCAAGCGGCGCGGAUGCGAAUGUGCCGGGCGGUCUGCGGCUGCGCGGCGGAGUGGACCGAGCCGCGCUGCAGAACGCGCUGCAAGCCGUCAUGUGCCGGCAUGACGCGCUGCGAACCCGCUUCCUCACCCGCCCAGACGGCUCCGUUGUGACUCCUGCCAGCAAUGCCAUGGUCUCGUUUGCCUUUGAGGACGGUGCCUCUCUUCCAAAGGGCCGCUACAUCCCCAACUGCAGCAUCCCGGAGGAGGUGGCAGGGGGAUUGCCGGAGCCUGUUUUGGCGCGGGUGCAGGCCGAGGCGGGAACGCCCUUUGACUUGGCGGCCGGGCCGCUGGUGCGCGCGUUACUAAUCCGCCUGGCGCAAGACGACCACCUGCUGCUGCUGGUCAUGCACCACACCGUCGCGGACGGCUGGUCCUUCAAGGUAAUGCUGGACGAGCUGAGUGAGGCUUACAAUGCGCUGCGGCUGGGCAACGCGCCGUCUCUGCCUCUGGUGCGGCUGCAGUACCCGGACUUUGCUGCCUGGCAGGAACGGCGUGCACAGUCACCCGCCAUUUUGCGCCAGGUGGAAUACUGGCGCGGCGAGCUGGAGGGAGUGCAGGAGCUGCGGCUGCCGACGGACGCGCCGCGGAAUGACAAGGCCUGCAGCCGCGGCGGCUGGCUGGAGCUGAACGUCGAUGAGCGGGUUGUGGUUGCACUGGAGUUGUUCGCGGCUCGCAGCGGUGCCACGAUGUUCAUGGUGCUGCUGUCUGCGCUGCAGCUUCUGCUGGGUGCCCGCUGCGGACAGGACGACGUCGUGGUGGGCUCGCCCUUUGCCGGCCGCGUGCACCCGGCAACGCGCGCGAUGGUGGGCUGCUGCGUCAGCACGCUGCCGCUGCGCGCGCGGCUGGGCGCGGCCGAGACCGUGGGGGAUCUGAUCGCGCAGAUCCGCGCGACAGCGUUGUCUGCCUACCAGAAUGCUGAUGCAGGGCUGCACACUGUCAUGACCGCGCUCGGCCGCACCCACAACCAACCCCUCUUCCAGGUUGAGCUGAACCUUCUGGAGGCCGAGGCGCAGUUUGGCAUCGGCAUGGACGGUCUCAGCGUGGAGGCGUUUGAGCUGUCCCCGGGUACUGCAAUGGACGACUUCUACCUCGUUCUGGGCCACGCCGGCCGUGCGAUCGCCGGCCGGCUAGAGUACAACGCCGAGCUCUUCACGGCGGCCACCGCCGCUCGGUUUGCUGCCGAUUGGCAGGUGGUCCUGGAAGGCAUGGCGACUGGCGGCAAGGCGCUGCCCAUCAGCGAUCUUAUUGCCAAAGUCAAGAGGGAAUCUGCGCCUGUGCCGCCGGCAACCCCUGAGAAACGCGAGGAGUGA